UCCAUGUGGGGAAGCGCAUGCGCACACCCAGACCUCAGGAGAAAGAGGAAAGAGGACGAGUAGGAGAAGCGGCGCCAUCUUCUCAGCCCCCCCCCCCGCGGCUCCCAUGGGCGACGCGGCUCAACCCCCGCGGCCGGGCGUCGGCGUCGGGGUGGUGAUCACCAGCCCCGCGCACCCCAACUGCGUCCUGCUGGGCAAGAGGAAGGGCCGGCUGGGCGGCGGCAUGUACCAGGUGCCCGGCGGCCACCUCGAGUUCGGGGAGAGCCUGGCCGAGUGCGCCGCCCGCGAGGCGCGGGAGGAGGCGGCGCUGCGCCUGCGCAACGUGCGCUUCGCCUCCGCCGUCAACGCCGCCUGCCCGGCCGCCGGCUACCACUACGUCACCGUGCUCAUGAAGGGGGAGGCGGAGCCGGGGGCGGAGCCGCGCAACAGCGAGCCGGAGAAGAAUGAGGGAUGGGAAUGGGUGAAGUGGGAUGAGUUCCCCCCGGCGGAGCAGUUGUUCUGGGCCCUGCGGUGCUUAAGGGAGCAGGGCUACAAUCCUUUCAGUGAAGAGUUCGACCACCUGCAGGGGUACACGGGGAGUCACCAGCUGGCCUAGGAUGGAGCUGCUUUAUUUUUACCAUGCUAACAUCACCCAGGUGAAAAUACUACCCUUAGCAAAGCCAAAAACUGCCCGGUGUUCCAGCACUUCCAACCCUGUUGUCAUUCCUUGAGGGCUCCCGAGAGAGAGCAAUUCAACAAACAUUAUUAAUGAUUAAUGUUUUCUUUUCUAUAAAAGUCAUAGGGUUUUACCUGGUACAUCUUCACGUAGAUGGAUAGCCCUUCGGAAGUCACCAAAACCAUUCGGAGAAGCUUGGGAACGGUUAUAGCAUCAUGCCUAAGUGAAGCUGAUUUAAGCCACUGUCUUGCUUUCAGUGUAAAGCUAUGUGGUACAUCGUGCUGCUUUCCUCUAAUUAUAAAUCUUGGACCAAUUUCUAAA
Molecule: messenger RNA, 976 nt
Organism: Cygnus atratus (black swan)
Lineage: Eukaryota; Metazoa; Chordata; Aves; Anseriformes; Anatidae
Gene: NUDT15
Product: nudix hydrolase 15
Exons: 3
Coding region: 107-595 (162 amino acids)
Biological process (GO): dGTP catabolic process
Cellular component (GO): cytosol
Molecular function (GO): 8-oxo-7,8-dihydrodeoxyguanosine triphosphate pyrophosphatase activity
Source: RefSeq, a predicted model, not a curated record